AUGGUGGUCAAGCCAAAGGCCUCGGACUAUACCUCAAGGCUUAUGCGCAAUUGUUUCCGGGGGAAAAUGGACCUUCAUCAAGAACGACCGCUCAUGUCGCUGGACGAAUACGACCAUCUCGCUCGUGUUGCCCGACUCUGUACGGCACAUAUAUAUCGCAAUAUACGCAAGUCGAAUGUGUCGGAAGAUAUCCGAAACCUGAUGCGAAGCCUUGUAUGCAUGGAGCAUCCUAGCUGGGAGUCGACCCUCCAGCGAAUCAUCAUUGAGGGUGGUCAAGCUGGCGCAAACUGGGUGGCAGAUAAAAUUCGUAGCAAAUUCGCAUUUCCCGCUCUAUGUUGGGAACGCAGCUUCAUUCUGCGCUCAAUUUGGCAAGUCGGUGACCAUACCAGCAACAUCAUCGAGAGUUUGCAUGCGGAUGCAAAUCGUGAAGGUGUUGCCUGUACAUUGGUGGGAGGAGUCAAAAAAGGACUCCAUUUUGACAGCCUAAAGCUCAAGACGCUUGGGAACCUUGGCCUGUUCGGCAUUCGACCCAGCUACACCCGGGGGCAUAUUGCUGAAAGCACGAAGAAGAGUUUGAAACGACGUGUAACGGUCCAGCACAAGAUAUUAUCCAAGCAGGAUAGUCGCAUUGAAAUCCAGAACAAACGUGUCGAGAAGGUCUAUUCUGCGAUGCAGCAAGCCGAGAACAAGCUUCAACAGAUUCGAGAUAGGGUUGGAAGUCAGGCGCAGCUCGAUAAGACAAUCCGUGCCUUCAAUCGUGCCCGUGACACAUUUGAGAAAGCAGUUGCAGGUAGUCGUGAGCUGGUCGGGACAGGCUCUGGCAAAGUUGGGCUUCUACUUCCGUAG
Messenger RNA from Mycena indigotica, 846 nucleotides. RefSeq lists its product as uncharacterized. The record is from RefSeq and is a predicted model, not a curated record. Bases 1 to 846 code for a protein of 281 amino acids. Lineage: Eukaryota; Fungi; Basidiomycota; Agaricomycetes; Agaricales; Mycenaceae. The transcript has 5 exons.